GCGCUUGCCGUAUUUAUCAAACGCCGUUUCGUUUUGACAGCAUUCAGACCGGAGACACUUCACCGUUUCAUUAGUUUAAACUCGUUGCCACCGCUUUUUUUGUUUACUAUGUGACUUCUCAGAACAAGACGACUCUGUAUAGGGUCUUCCAGGUGUUAUGAACAACUAUGAGGUCAUCCGUCAGAUUGGAGAGGGUGCGUUUGGUAAAGCCUUCUUGGUUCGAGACAAAGGGGGAGGUGCAGACAGAGAGUGUGUGGUCAAACAGAUCAACCUCAGAAAGAUGUCGGCGAGGGAAAAGGAAUCGUCCAAGAAAGAAGUGACGUUGCUGUCAAAGAUGAAACACCCGAACAUUGUGGCCUUCAUCAGUUCAUUUCAAGAGAGAGGCAGCCUGUAUAUAGUGAUGGAGUACUGUGGCGGAGGAGAUCUGAUGAAGAAGAUAAAAAUGCAGAGAGGAGUCUUCUUCACUGGGGAGCAGGUUGUGGACUGGUUUGUUCAGAUCUGCCUCGGCCUCAAACACAUCCACGACAGGAAGAUCCUUCACAGAGACAUCAAAGCUCAGAAUAUCUUCCUAACCAACGGAGGGAUGAAAGCAAAGCUGGGGGACUUUGGAAUCGCAAGAAUGUUGAAUAACACCAUGGAGCUGGCCAGGACUUGUGUUGGGACACCGUACUACCUCUCCCCAGAGAUCUGCGAGAGUCGACCCUACAACAACAAGACGGAUAUCUGGUCUCUGGGCUGCGUCUUGUAUGAACUCUGCACCUUGAGGCAUCCAUUUGAGGGCAGCAGUCUGCGGCAGCUGGUCGGUAACAUUUGCAGAGGGAGCUACAACCCGGUACCCAGCCACUACUCCUAUGAUCUUCGCCUGCUGGUCACCCAACUCUUCAAGGUCAACCCCCGGGACCGACCCUCGGUCAGCUCCGUCCUCAAGCGUCGCUUCCUGGAGGAGCACAUCAGCAAACACCUGGAUCCACAGAUGAUGCAGGAGGAGUUCAGCCACACAGUGCUGCAUCGAAACAGAGCAGUGGCGUCUCAGGCGGUUAAAACAAGAGCAGGAGCAGCAGAGAACAAACAGAGGCCCAGAGCCGCUGUGAAGAGACAGCCUGCUAAACCAGAAUGGAAAGUCCCACUCCGAGUCUGCACUCCUGCCCACUACAAACCUCUUCACCAAAGAGCUGCAGACAGAGACGCUGCAGGCCAGCAGAACCAAAGGUUUAAUGGACAGAAGGCAGUCGGCCAUUACCAGCACCACUACGCCCAGCUGGACGCCUUUCAGAGGAGGAACAAGGAAGAUGUCCUUCCCCCUCCAACUCCUCCUCUUCCUCCUCCUCAGGAGAGAGAGAAGGAGCGAUGUGAAGUCCACACUGUGGAACCAUACCAGCUUGUGGCAGCAGCUCGUAAUGAAUAUCUGCAGAGGAGACAAGAGGCCAACCAGUACAAGCUGAGAGCAGAGAAACAGCUGGGUCUGCGUCCGUGUACAGCUGAGUGCAACAGGAAGCCCGGUGGUCAGGAGCAGGAAGUGCGACAACAUGAACUCCAGGACAAGAGGCAGGAGGGACAGCAGGAGUACCUGCGUCAGCUGGAUCUCAUCAGACAGCAGUAUCACCAGGAGAUGAGACAGAUGAGACUGAGAACUGAAGUAGAGCCUCAGCCACAAAACAAACAUGUAACCUUUGUGGUGAAGUCCAGAGACCCUGAGCCUGAGCAGCAGAGAGCUCCACCUGCACAGGACAUGGAUGCAGCUCUGAGGCAGAUCAUAGAUCAGCAGAUAGCGCUGGAGAGAAUACACAAAGACAAGAAAGGAAUCAUGUUUGAGAUCCGGUUAGAUGAGGAAGGCAUUAAAGAGGACGCAGAGAAGGAGAAAGAGGAGGGAAGCGAGGAAGAAGAGGAGCAAGUGGGUGAUGGAAGACGAAUGAAGGAGGAGGAAGUGGAACCUCUGAACCAAACUCUGAGCUUCCAGGAGGGAGAGGAGUUGGGGAGGAGGGGGUGGAGCCAGAGGACUCCAAAGACUUUGCUGGACGCACUCGCAAACAUGGACGUGAACUCUGUCUACAGCACCGCUGCCGAGGCUGAACAAGUUGAGGCGGCGGCCGGUCGCAGACAGUGGGACGAGGACCCCCCCAACACCCUGCUGGACGCUCUCGCUCAGGCUGAGCUCACAUCAUCAACUGUGGACUCAGUGACUGCAGAUUUAGAGCCAGAGAAAGAUGGAGCAGAAGAGGAGAGGAAGAAGGAGGAAGAGGAGUCUGAUAUGGAGAUGGAUGAAGAUCGUCUGGAGCCGAGGUCAGACGAUGACGACACCAACUUUGAGGAGUCGGAGGACGAGCUGAGAGAAGCUGUGGCAGACUCUAUGAGGAACCUGUUUGUGAUGGAGGCCGGGAGCUCGGACGAGGCGGAGCGCACAGAGGAGAGGGCGGACGAUGAUGAUGGUGAUGAUGAUGGUGAUGAUUUUGGGAUGAACAAGACCGAGGUUGGAAGAGAAGUGAACGCUGCAGACUCUCGACAGACCCACAGAGAAUUUGGAGAUUCCUGUGCGGACGUUGCUCCAACUGAGCCCGAAGAAUGUGACGCUCAGUCUGAUCACACGACUUUAAAUAAGCUGCAGCAUCCGACCUGAGUGCUCACAAACAUUUAACCAUUUCUUUCUGAGUCAAAACAAGACGGCAGUAACUAAAACACUAAAUUCAGCUUUGCAAAUGUUUUAUGCAUUUGUUUGUUAGACAAAUAAAGUGCUUUGGUAAGCUUUUAUCUGCAGCGCACCUUUAACCAGCCACUGUCGCUAAUUCAGUUUUUAAGGCCUCUGUUGGCCUCUGUUCAACGUAUGUUGAACUAGGUCUAAAAGUGUUUAUAGCUGUUCUGACCAGCCACACUUGAAGGAUGGGGAAAGGUCAGAAGUCAAGACAUCCACAUUUAGUCCACAUUAUAACUAUAUUUCUAGGAAAUUGGCAAAGGUUAAGGAAAAUUAAUUAGCCUUUCCAUCCACUACAGUUGUGUGAAUAUGAGUUCAUUGGUUGAUGGACAGCAAGUGGAGAUAAUUAUCCAUUCAAUGCCAUUAAACCGUUGAAGAGGAGGACGCCAUGAGAUGAGGUCAUUAAUUAAAAGAGCUUUCGUCAAAGCUGAAAUGAUGGAAAUAUGACAUUUCUUUUCAUGUAUUAAUUUGAGGAAGGUUACAGUCUCAUCGCUCCACACAGAGCAGAUGUUGCGCAUGCCAGAAUACAAAAAGAGAGCGGAUAAGUCUGGUGUUAUUCUGUUUCUUUCCUACUUUCAACAAAUCCCACGAAAAGACCAAAACUAACAAUGUGUUAGUUUGUCUCUCAAUACUUUUGGUAAAUCUUUAAAGACACAAAUACACCGUUUAAAGGCUCAGUAAUUUCCCCAAACAGUUAGUCACUGUAGUUUUUAAUCAAAGAAACAGGAGGAAAUCGAGUUUGCUCUUGGUUUUUUUCAUAGGAUUUAUUGUUAUUCUUUGUUUUGGUGCAGAAGAAAAAAAAAUUCUCUAUUAAGCAGCAUUAAUGUGUGUACUUUUUCUGUGCUAUAACCAUUUCUUGCCACAGCCUGGCAGCACAAACAAGCAGUUUCUAUGAAGUGUUUAGCAAUUGCGUUUAUUUCAGUAUUGUAUCAGUUUCUCGUCUUCUCUACAUGGACAUACUUAAUAAUAAUGCCUCUUCCAAAUAAAGAUCUUUUAUAUUUCA
Molecule: messenger RNA, 3689 nt
Organism: Cyclopterus lumpus (lumpfish)
Lineage: Eukaryota; Metazoa; Chordata; Actinopteri; Perciformes; Cyclopteridae
Gene: nek5
Product: serine/threonine-protein kinase Nek5
Exons: 24
Coding region: 158-2614 (818 amino acids)
Biological process (GO): protein phosphorylation
Molecular function (GO): ATP binding; protein kinase activity
Source: RefSeq, a predicted model, not a curated record